CCAGAUAACUGAAACUAACCUUCGCUCAUUCCUGCCCGGACUCCGUCCCCAUGGGACCGCUUGGGUGACUCGGAGAAUUCAGUGAAAACCUGGCUCCAAGUCUGCAGCUUCUAAUCUGCUUCCCAGACCGAAACUGGGUCACAGUUAAACUCGGUGCCUUCGGAGUCGGCCAGGGGAAUCUCGAAUGUCCCCAUAACUGGGCCCUGGUGACCAACGACGUGAAGCCAUGUGGCAGCUGUCGAUCCCACUGGCCCUGUGGCUGGGCACAGUGGGCUUGGGCAGGGCCGAGCUCACGGAGCUCCAGCACCAGGCCCUGCAGGUGGCCCUGGAGGAAUUCCACAAGCACCCGCCUGUGCAGUGGGCCUUCCAGAAGACCAGUGUGGACAGUGCCAUGGACACGCCCCUCCCAGCGGGGACUUUUGUGAGGCUGGAAUUUAAGCUCCAGCAGACUAGUUGCCGGAAGAAAGACUGGAAGAAACCCGAGUGCAAAGUCAAGCCCAGUGGGAGGAAGCGGAAAUGCCUGGCCUGCAUCAAGCUGGACUCCAAGAGCAAAGUUCUGGGCCGGAUGGUCCACUGCCCCAUACAGACGCAGGCUCCACGGGAGUCCGCGGAGCUGCACCAGGAGUCGCAGUGCAGCAGGGUGGAGCGCGCCGGCGAGGACCCCCACAGCUACUACUUCCCGGGACAGUUUGCCUUCUCCAAGGCCCUGCCCCAUGGCUGAGCCCUGGACUGAUCCACUUUCCUCUUCUCUAGAACGGCACCCCGUUUCCUGUACAGCUCCAGGAGACGAGCAGUGGAAGACCUGCCCUCCCAGGAAGACAGGCCAUUAUAUCCCGGCUAAUAAAGUUGCUGUCCGA
Messenger RNA from Tupaia belangeri chinensis (Chinese tree shrew), 857 nucleotides. It is a transcript of the gene RARRES2, whose product is annotated as retinoic acid receptor responder 2. The record is from RefSeq and is a predicted model, not a curated record. Lineage: Eukaryota; Metazoa; Chordata; Mammalia; Scandentia; Tupaiidae. Bases 227 to 721 code for a protein of 164 amino acids. Gene Ontology annotation, molecular function: signaling receptor binding. Gene Ontology annotation, cellular component: extracellular matrix. The transcript has 6 exons. Gene Ontology annotation, biological process: inflammatory response; innate immune response; positive regulation of chemotaxis.